UUCAAAUCCGUUCAGUGCGUUUGAAAUAAGUAUAAGUAAUUCUAUCUACCGUAGGAAUAUUAUUUAUUUGUACAAACAGUGUUAUCAAUGCAUUUAUUCAGUUAGUUCAUAAAAUCAUUGUUGCUCAAUCGUCUAUCAAAAUGGUGCGCUGGUUAUUCGUAACUUUACAAAUCGUUGGUGUUAUGAAAGUGUCUUCGUCCGAAAGUCUUUACGAUGAAAAUUUAUAUGAAAGUGUAUUGGACAAUGUGACUUGCCAGCGGCAUUUAGAGGAAAUGGAGUAUUUCCAAUUUUUCGAUGCCAGCGGCAGGAUUCCCCAAAGCAUCACGCUCGGUGGCCAAGGUAGUCUUGGCAACUACCGUCAAUGUCUUUCAAUUGCCCAGCAAGUUCCAAAUGACACGAUCAUCGGGAAAUACUGCGUAAUCAGAGUACCCUUACAGCAGAGCAGCUUUAACCCUCCGGCUUUCGAUCCUGCGGCUAAUCUAACACUAAACGGAACCCUUUUUGAGCUUAUUAACAUGAGCGAGAACGGAACUGAAGUUCAAAAUGGAUUUCAGCUUAAAAGGGCUGUGGGGGUCAUGAUGGGACACGACAAUUUCAGAGAUAUGCCAGCCUCUCAAAACGGCAUGGCAGUAAGGGUGGCGGUCUGUUUACCACGAAGCUGUACAACAUAUCAGGCGCUUGGGCAGUAUACAGACAUGUUGAACGUGUCUUACAGUGACCUUUACUGCCGACUGCCUGGUGACAAGAUUUUCUCGAUAGCGGAUUACGUUGCAGUGAUUACAAUAGUGAUUUUGGGAACGCUAACUGCGUUUAGUACUAUUUAUGAUUUAUACAACGUGUUCUUACAUGAAAAAGCUCCUACUGAACCGAAUAAGCUUCUAACCAGCUUCUCAGUAUUCACCAACACGCGUCGCUUAUUCACUUUCUCUAAGACCCCUGGGUCCAUUGAUUGCUUGGAUGGCCUGCGGUCUCUUUCAAUCCUCUGGGUUGUCAUCGGACACUCAUUUUCAAAUAUGUUAUAUGGAACCACUAUCAACUUAUUGGACGUUUUUGUGUGGGCCACUAGUUCAAAGGCAACGUGGCUAGUAUCUGCAGUGCUAUCUGUGGAUACCUUUUUCAUGAUGAGCGGUCUCUUAGUUGUCUACACUACUGUAAAGAAAAUGACGCCAAUGUCACUACUGAAAAACAUCCACCUGUUCUACCUUCACCGCCUGCUGCGCAUGUUUCCGUUGCUGGCUGCAGUAGUGCUGUUCCAGGCGUCGCUGUUGCAGCACAGCGCGGACGGCCCCGGCUGGCCUGCACUGGCCACCAGCAUACAGAACUGCCGCCAUUGGUGGUGGUCUACUCUACUGCAUGUGCAGAACUACGUCAAUUUGACUGAGAUCUGCCUCGGCCACACUUGGUACCUCUCUGUGGAUACGCAGCUUCACCUGUUGUCGCCACUGGUGCUGUGCUGGAUAUUACGUGGCCGUCGCUCCGCCUGGAUUGGCCUGACCUCUGGUCUCGUGGCUUCUAUCAUCUGCACUACCACUUACACUUAUAUCAAGAACUAUCCAGGAGUGUCUUUGUUGGGCAUGGGGCUUGACUACAGUCUACUACUAGAUUACUUCAAACACUACUACGUCAACACAUUGACGAGAUCGCCGCCCUUCGUCGUGGGCAUGGUGUUUGGUUAUCUGCUUCACAUUUGGCGAGAAAGUCCCAGGAGGAUACCUAAGCGGUUAGUAGCAGCUGGUUGGGUGGCUGCACUCGCGUUUGGUUCUGGGAUGGUGUACUGCAACAACCCGACCGCCAAGUUUACCCAGUUCUGGGCAAAUUUCCUGAAUUCGUUCAUGAGGGGGCUCUGGGCGAUGGCAGUAGGGUGGGUCGUGUUUGCAUGUGCUGCAGGAUAUGGAGGUCCCAUAAACUGGUUCCUCUCCUUAACGAUGUGGAAGGUUUUGGCCCGCAUAUCCUAUGCGUUGUAUUUGAUCCACUAUCCUCUUCAGUUCAUUAUAAGAGGGCAAAGUGACUUGCCUUUCAUGUUCAGCCUAAGGAAUUUGUUUUACCUGUUUUACACGGACAUUUCACUGUCAUUGAUGGUUGCGACUGCGUUGUGCGUGCUAGUAGACGCUCCUUUCUCCACAUUACAGAAAAUUCUGCUACAAGGAAAAUCGAAACCACCUUCUAAUGGAGUAUCCUCAUCCACUGAAGUAUUAGUAAAUACCUAAGGAAUACUUACUGCUGUAAUUUUCUAAUAUACAUACUAGGUGAAUUUUUUAUGUGUAUUUGUAUAUCUACAAAUACCCAUGCCUAUAGUAGGUACCUUAUACAUUUAAAUAUCUAUUUUAUAGAGAUCACAAAUCUGCACAUUAUAGAGAAAAAGUAGUCUACUUAAAGGAAAUUAAUGGUUUUAUUACUUACUAGCUGUUUCCCGCGACUUCGUACGCGUGGAUUUGUAUGUUGGUGGUUAUAUAUUCUACAUGAGCAUAAUAUAGAAUAUUAUGCAGCAAAAUAUAUCAGUAGGGACGGUUAAUCAUUUGUAAAUAAUUAUACAACGCAUGAAAUUUGUCUUUCACAAACUACGAAGUUUCAAGACCCUAACUGAAAAAAAUUGUUCCCGAUAUAAUCCCUCUCGACCCUCUUAGAAGAUUUACAAGUCCACUAUUUAAAAAAAUAUUCAAUCCCGAAAGUAUUAAUACAAAUUUUUCAUAAACGGUGUAAGUAAUCAAUUUUCGUCUAUUCUAAUAUAAUGCCCUUUUUACCAAGUUUCAAGUUCCUAGCUUAAAAGAAAAUUUGUACCACAUAUAAACUUACAUCCCCUUUUUAACCCCUUUAGGGAUUGAAUUUUUAAGAACGU
This is a messenger RNA of Cydia strobilella, 2836 nucleotides long. Its product is annotated as nose resistant to fluoxetine protein 6-like. The coding region runs from base 141 to 2207 and encodes 688 amino acids. Gene Ontology annotation, molecular function: acyltransferase activity, transferring groups other than amino-acyl groups. The record is from RefSeq and is a predicted model, not a curated record. The transcript has 13 exons. NCBI's taxonomy places the organism in Eukaryota, Metazoa, Arthropoda, Insecta, Lepidoptera, Tortricidae.